AUGUCUCUUAACAGAAAAGUUGUUCUGGUCACAGGCGGCUCCAAGGGAAUAGGGAAAGCCGUCGUAGAGCGUGUUGUGGCCGACGGUGCGAAUGUUGUCAUCAACUACUCCAGCGAUAACAAACCCGCGGAAGAGCUUGUCAGCAAAAUAGGUUCUGAGAGAGCUCUUGCUUUCAAAGCUGAUGUCUCGAACAUCUCUGAGAUCGAGAAACUUGUGCAAGCGACGGUUGAGAAGUUCGGCAAGAUCGAUUGCGUAAUGGCAAAUGCUGCAUGCGCCCCCAUGAAUGAUCUGGACAGCACAACAGAGGAAGACUUCGACAAGGCCUUUAAUUUGAACGUCAAGGGACCUUACUUCCUGGUUCAAAAAGCAGUUAAGCACAUGCCACGAGAUGGCCGAGUCAUCCUCGUGUCAAGCGGUGUUCUUCACCAAUCUCAAGUCGCGCCUCGCUAUCUUCUUUAUGCAUCCUCGAAAGGCUCCGUUGAGCAGAUGACACGAAUUCUCGCCAAAGACCUCGGACCCAAGGGCAUCACUGUCAAUGCCAUCGCCCCUGGUCCGACAGCCACAGAAAUGUUCUUCCAGGGAAAAUCGCAGGAACUUAUCGAUACCAUCGCCGGCUUUAGCCCUCUUGGGCGCUUGGGGAAGCCUGAGGAAAUUGCUGCUUUGGCUGCCUUUCUUGCUGGUCCAACUAGUUCCUGGGUGUCUGGGCAGGUCAUUGGGGCCAAUGGGGGUUCCUUUGUGUAA
Fusarium mangiferae is the source of this 741-nucleotide messenger RNA. RefSeq names its product putative tetrahydroxynaphthalene reductase. The transcript is spliced from 2 exons. Bases 1 to 741 code for a protein of 246 amino acids. Gene Ontology annotation, molecular function: oxidoreductase activity. The record is from RefSeq and is a predicted model, not a curated record. NCBI's taxonomy places the organism in Eukaryota, Fungi, Ascomycota, Sordariomycetes, Hypocreales, Nectriaceae.